CGUCCUUUCCCUGGUACCGAAACGAAAUUAGUUCGAUGAAAUCCUUUGAAAUUCUACCGUAACCCUACAGACAUGCAAAUGAGUUGAGAAUUGUUUGGUUUUGGCCUCUACUGCGUUACAUUCAGCCUCGUUAACCCAUUUGCCCCUUUUAUACACGGUUAGUAGGCCAGAUAACAUUAAAAUCUUUGGGUUUGGCAUAUGGAGAAAAUUAUCAUAUUAUGAUGAAGCUUUCAAUUAUGAAAUUAAUCGAAUGGUGAUAAAGUGACAGUUGUGUAAAAGUUGAAGCUAGACCAUCAGAGAACACUACACAAGGAAUCACCAUGGCAAGUUCACAUAUGGUGGCUUUUCUGCAGAAAGGUGCUCCAUUCACUCGAAACUGUCAUAGGCAAAGGCACAAAGGAAGCAUGCUGAAUUUCCGAUAAAGCAGUUGUUGCAGAGAUUUCUCCAGGUCACGCUCAGAAAACUCAGCCAUCCUUGACAAAAGAGCGAGACAGUCACGCCAUCUACGUCUUGGUCAAUAUUCGCAGAGCUCAGGACAAGGUAUCUCGAGGCCAAACUCCGUGUCUUAUUUGUUCGGAAACACGUUUUUCGAGGAGAGAGAGAUCCUGCGCACGAUUUCCGAUGAAAAUUUUCAAACCAGUCGAUGCUGUUUUGCAGAUCUGGAAUUUUUCGACGAUUUUUCAAAGAUUGUCCAAAUUUGGAAGCAGAUGACCAAAUCAGUUUCGCUUAAGCUUUUACCUGGAAGAUCUAAGUGACGUGCAGAUCCAGGAAGAACGCUGCUGGCAGUUCGUCUCGUGCAAACGAUAUUUGUAGGAAAAAUUGCUGCAGAAAUUUACGAUGACACCAGUUUGUGGAAAAAACUGUUGGAUUCAAUUUUAUUUGUUUUUGUGUAUGAUAAACUUUGUAGUUGGAAAAUGUCCUGACAAGUGUCGCUGCGGAAAUGAUGACUUGCGCUUUGUCUCUUGCGAAUGGCUGGGACUUACAAAAGUGCCAGAUGACCUACCCCAUGAAGUGGAGCACCUUUCUUUAGAUGGAAACGAAAUCAAGGUUAUAAAGCAACUCGACUUCAAAAAUUUCACGAAGCUGCAGAUUUUGAGCUUGGAAAGAAAUGCAAUCGAAACCAUAGAGAAAGGUGCAUUUGAUCUUCUUACACAUCUAACGUCAUUGUCACUUGCUGGAAAUAGCCUCCGUGCCCUACCGGCUCAUGCCUUUUCAAUUUUAUCGUUGUCCGAGCUGUCUUUGGAGUUCAACGAAAUCAGUGAACUGCCUCGCGGAAUUUUUUCAUCCUUGAAAAAUUUGAAAAUGAUUUUCUUGAAAGGUAACCGUUUAUCAACAUUGCCUGCUGAGACAUUCACUGGCCUGCGGAAACUUGAAAAGAUUGAGCUCAGUCGCAACGCCAUCAGAAGAAUCAAGGGCACAGAAUUCGUUGGCCUUUCGUCCUUGAUUUGGCUGGACCUAAGCAGUAAUAAUAUUUCUUCUAUGGGAGCCAGUACAUUCUCAAGCUUGAAAUCCCUUGCUAGAUUGCAUCUGGAUAACAACAUGCUAGAAACUCUCCCAAGUUCUUUAUUUAAAAAUAACAAAAAACUUACCCUAUUCACAAUCCAUAAAAACAAACUUGUGUGUAACUGUAAACUGCGUUGGCUUCGCAACAUGCUCAGAGACAGGAGAAUCCUAGUGCCAAGCUUCCACGAAAUCAUUUGUAAAGGACCAAAAGUUUUACGGGGAGUUCCUUUGGAUCGCUUGAGUUUUAAAGAAAUGAGUUGUUUAGAUAAUGGGUGGAGUAGCUGGAGCACGUGGAGUAUUUGUAAUACCCAUUGUGGAGGAGGAUUGCGUUACCGAGAACGUCACUGUCAUAAAGAUAGGUCGGAUGUUCGAUUUGGUUGUGCGGGAACAAAUUUGAAACCGAAAACUGCAAUACACACCCAUGCCCAUUGUUUCCUGACACAGUGGUCGGAGUGGAGCCCAUGUUCGCUAUCAUGUGGUUACGGGUUGUCGACAAGGUUCCGUCAGUGCAUAAACUUUUUUACAGGUAAAGAGAGCAAGCUUUGCCUCGAAAGCCGCAAGGACACCAAACCUUGUCAUAUUAAACCGUGUAGAAUUGACGGUGGAUGGUCGCAAUGGUCGCUGUGGUCGCCCUGCUCGCGAACCUGCGGAAUAUCUGUAAAACGUCGCAAGCGUUCCUGUACAAACCCUGUCCCUCAGAACGGUGGCGCGCAGUGCGACGGAGGAUUUUCUCAGUCUCAAAACAGAUUUUGUUGGGGAAAAGAUUGUGUGAGAAAUCGAACAUGGACGAACUGGUCUGUGUUCUCUCCUUGUUCUGCUAGCUGCGGGCAGGGUGAAAGAAUCAGGCGGCGGUUCUGCAUCAAUGAUCUUCGAGAAGCAGUGGAAGGUUGCAAAGGCAACAACACCGAUGUAGUGAAUUGCACGGCAGGUUCCUGUCCAAUAGACGGAGGCUGGUCGUCUUGGUCUGUUUGGUCACGAUGUCAUCCGAUCUUCUGCAAAAAAGUACGUACACGAAACUGCAGUGAACCAAAGCCUUCUUACGGUGGAAAGUUUUGCAAAGGACAGUUUUCUGAUCAUGGGAAUUGCGAUCCACAAGAAUGCUAUAUUUAUUCUCAAUGGAGCGCAUGGGGCCCUUGGUCAGACUGCAAUAAAUCGUGUAAUGGUGGAUAUCGGACGAGACAUCGAAAAUGCCAUUGGAGUGACGAGGAAACUAUAGACAUUAAUGGAGGAGAAAAGACCCUGAAAGUCACCAGGAGCAGAAAUAAACGACAAAUUCGUAUUACCUGCGGUGCCGAUAGAACGGAAAAGGAGGAAUGCAACACCGUUUCAUGUUCGUCUGGGGUUGGUACUGUCUGGGGUGCAUGGGGCCGCUGGUCUUCUUGCAGAGGAGGAUGCAACGGUAAGCAAACUCGCAAGCGUACUUGUGUUUUUCCCACAAUAAGGGGGGGUUUGCAGUACUGUGAAGGUCACAGCAAAGAGGACAGGAAAUGUCAAUUGAGGGACUGUCAGAACAAUGCAAAGGAGACAGUCUUGUCACUAGGAGCAAAUUACCCGUGCGCCGGUAGUGGAAAACUAGAGAAUGGUUACGAAAAAAUAUCGAGAAAUGGGACUGUAGUGACUGCAGAAUACUCGUGCAAAAAAUAUUAUAAACUUCGUGGUCAAAGAAAAAGGACUUGCACUCCCGUUACUGGAUGGUCUCCUUCAUUCAGGCCUCAGUGUGUGCCGAUUUGUGGGAAGCGUACGAGUUUGUCUUACGAGCGUGCAAGAAUUAUCGGGGGUACCGAUGUAGUACGUGGGAUGUGGCCCUGGCAGGUGCUUAUAGAGAGCCUUUUCCAAAGAGAGGGUGAUCCGCGACCAGCAUGGAGGACGCGUUGUGGCGGAAGUCUUAUCAACGACGAAUGGGUUGUAACUGCCAGCCACUGCUUGUAUGAAAAGAUUUCAAACAAAUCCGAACGCCUUAUUGCACCUGCCGAUCACAUCCUUUACUUUGGAGUUCACAGUAAACACAACCGGAAAACGGACAGACUUGUGCAGAAAAUCGAAGUGGAGCAAAUAUUUGUGCAUCCUGAAUUUACCAGUUACGACUUGAAUAAUGAUAUUGCCUUGAUUAAGUUAAAGAAGAAAGUCCGGUUCACACACUAUAUCAGACCAGUGUGUUUACCAAACAAGGAUUAUAGAAAACAAGGUGCAUUGCUAGCCAAGCGUGGUUAUGCUGUUGGUUGGGGUUUAACCCUCAAAGGGGAAGCAGACAUAAUACAAGAACUCACACUCCCUGUUGUUAGCAAAACGGAAUGCAAAAAGGCCCACUUUGAAUACAAUGUCACUGAAAGUAUGUUCUGUGCAGGUCGAAAGAGAAGUUACUUUGAUACAUGCAAGGGUGACAGUGGAGGAGGUUUCUUGUUCUGGGAUCAAAAUCGUAAGAAAUGGAUGGUCCAAGGAGUAAUAAGCUGGGGAGGAAGGAGUUGUGGCGAAGCUGGCAAAUUCAGUGUGUACGCCAAAGUUGCAAGGUUUACUAGAUGGAUCAAAAGAAUGAUACGAAAAAACAGCUCAGGAGUCGUGCUGUAGUAGACCGGUAGCAUUUCUUAUUUUUUCAGCAAAAAUCGCAAAGGAAGAGGUUUUCCAAGUAAUGCGCAUAGAGCCUCGGUCGUAAAGGACAGCAUGAAAUUGAGUCAGUAAAGAUCGCCAGAACGAUAGUAUUUCACGAUUGGUGUGUAGCGGCGUGUGUUUUUAUGCAGUUGAAUGUUAACAAUCAACUUUUUGAGACGUGUGUUCAUUCAUAAAAAAUCUUUGACCUACAGGCAAUUCUACCAAUAACACUGAACAUAAAACAUUUCCUGAUUAACGAUUGCUGAAGGAUUUUCACUUAAGCAAUUAAUUAGCGAAACGGAUCUUUUUGAGACACAACUGAAUAUCUUUAAAGCUAAUUUAUAGGAAUUUAUGUUAUACUGUUUGUGAAUGUCAAAAAUUGGUUUGAAACUUGAUUACGGUUAAUAUGUAAUUAAGUCUGCACGAAACAUGUUUGUUUAAAGCUCUUUUUACCAUGUAAAAUAGUUAUAUGUAUGUUUUAUCAUUGAUCAUUUUUAAGUUAGCCUGUGCCAACAUGUGUUAGUGAAUAUAGUUUGCUUUGCUCGUUUAAAGAGCCAAGCUUACGGUUUUUAAAGUACUAAAAACCAUGUUGGAUCAUACAAUACAGUUUUUGAAUUGCUAUGCAUCAUUUUAUAUUUCAGAUAACAGUUCCCACCUUAACAUGCCAAUUAUAACAUCGCAAUAAACUUCCAUGAGGAACUUCCAUGAGGAACUUCCAUCGAGUUGUCUUGUACUAAAGAGCAGAAUGUGGUUUUAGCCUGCGAUAUUUUACAUAAAGUAUGAAAAGUUAGAACAUAUAGAGCAUUUCACAAUAGUUUAGGCAAAGGCGUUUAGUAAACUGGAGAAAGCAGUAAACUUAAACAUGUGGAAAAUCUUUGCUAUAUGUAGGGGAGUUUUGAAUAGUUUUUGUAACUCCACUUUUUCAGCCUCCAGUCUCCAAAUUAGUAAGCCUCUCGAAGGUUUAUAAAAGGUUUCUUUGAAUAUAGCUGUGCUCAAAGUAAAAUCGUUUGUCAUUUUUCAAGUAUCCCUCAAACAUGCGCAUAGGAUGUCGUAGACUCAGUCGUAAAAACUAUCACUAUGACAAUCACACUUUUGAAGAAUUGUUUAGUGAUGAAGUUAUACUGUAGGCAAGGGUAUGAACAACUUUGGCUUAUCCCAGAUUAAUUAAUUUUAUCUUCCUUUGCAAUAUCGUAGUAUUGUUUGAGUUUAGAUUUGUUGCCAGCAAUGUUCUCAUUCAUUUGCGUCCCUUUUUCUUAGUACAUACCUUUAGUCGAUCUUUGUAGACCUAUUGUCGUUUCAUAGCAGUACAUUGAAAUAUUAAAAACACCUUUAAUUUACCCCUAGCCAUUGUAUAGGCAUAUCCUAGGUAGCAUUGACACUAUUUAGGUGCUGUUACGUUGGUAGCUCUCAUUAAGACCUUUUCUGGGCCUAUCCUUCUGUUUGAAUUAUUUGUUGUUAAUCCGCCCCUUUCCCCUUUAUAUUUCCUAUUCUGUGCAUUGGAUAUUUUGCUUUUGACAGUCGUUAAGAAUCUUCAUAAGUUUUGUUUGGAAUUGUGAUAUCCAAAUAUCCACUGCUUUCUCGUUCAUAAGUUAUCUUCCCGAGCUCGCCCAUCCCAAGCUACAACGCACUCCCCCUGUGCCCCAUUGCUUCCCCUCCUUUGCUCUCUUAGAUACCAAACCCUAUCUAUUUCGUUCUUUUUUAGUAGCUAGCUGGCAGUUUUUAUCAAGAAUUCAUAUUGAAAUUAUUGUGUCUUUAGAAAGAGUCUUUGAGGUAAUAAUCCAAGUAAUGUAUGUAUUUGAAAAUUGUAAAUAAAGAAAUCAUUAUAUAAUAUUAGUGUUUGGUUUGUAAUUUUAAGUUUUUUUGAGGUACCUUAAAAGUUGUGUUUUUCCUUGCUUGCAUAUUUUACACGAAAAUGUUUGCAUAGAGUUUCUAAGCAAAUAUUGAUCAAUUUGUUAUUCCAAAUGCCAAAUCUGUGAGAGGAAACAA
Rhopilema esculentum is the source of this 6075-nucleotide messenger RNA. RefSeq lists its product as uncharacterized. Gene Ontology annotation, biological process: proteolysis. The record is from RefSeq and is a predicted model, not a curated record. NCBI's taxonomy places the organism in Eukaryota, Metazoa, Cnidaria, Scyphozoa, Rhizostomeae, Rhizostomatidae. Gene Ontology annotation, molecular function: serine-type endopeptidase activity; protein binding.